AUGGGCAGAACAUCUCCGCAGGGGUUGACGGCCCAAGACUUCCAUCACCAGCCCUAUGUCAAUCCUAUCGACGUCUUCCCGCCCAAGUCACGCCUCGCACAUCGGGCGCAGAAUUACAGAUCACCGAUAAGGGGCCAGGUCCCAGCGAGGAGCCCGUCACGGUUUUCCGCAGAAGCUCAUAAAUUUACUUGUUGCGGCGAGGACGACGAGUCUUCCUUCCAGCCGUCCAACGCCCUUAACUGCUGUGUCGACUACGAACACGACAGUGCUGACAUUGUCGAUUUUGACGAGGUUGCCAAUGACCUUGCACCCUGCUGUGAUGAACCUCACCAUACCUCCCCCAGUCCGAUGGACUGUGAGGAUUGUGUUGACGACUGCGAGGACUGUGUCGAGGAGCAUCUGAAAGCAAACCAACACGUCGGCGACUAUGUCGACGAUUGCGAGGAAUGUAACGAGGAAAAUGAUGCCAAGUGCUCCGAAGGCGCUUUGUGUCAAGGCACCUGCGACGAGUGUGAUUUCUCUUGCUUUGACUGCAUUGACUGGAGUCAGUUUGAACGGGAUAAAACUCUGGGUCUCUCAUUCUCGGUCCCACUACUGGAUGAGAAUGCCUUGAUGGCCCCGGACCUACAAUUUGACGAGGCAGACGCUCCCACUUUCCGAGCUUUCGAACUCCCUAACGGCCAGCCCGAUGUUGUCGCACAUCCACUGGACGUCCCUAUGCACCACCAGUGCUUCGAUAACACCAUCCCCUUCUGGACCAACAUAGCUCAGGAGCAGAUUUGCACGGGCAACCCCGGACUAAAUCAACAGCUCCCGUUACCACCAUUUAGACCGAAUUUUGGAUGUCAUCCAGCCGCCGCUCAUCAGCGCACAUCUCUACCCGAGUUCCCGGUAUCUGAACCGAUGAAUCUUAGCACAACUUCCAGCCUACAGCCCAAAGCACUCCUUACUGCUGCUGCUCUCAAGGACCCAUUGAACAACACACAAGAUCUUUUAAGUGCCGUUACUUCCCCCGAGACCUCUCGAGCCUGCCAAUGGCUGAUGCCUUGCGGCACUGUUUGUGGCGCCUCCUUCGCCACUGGCACCGACCUCAAGAAGCAUUUAAAGUCCGUUCAUUUGGUCAAAGGCGUGACGAAAUGCCAGUGGCAGAACUGUGACUCUCCAAACUUUGCUUCCGAAGCUGCGCUGACGGGCCACAUCUCGAAGAAGCAUCUCGCCUCGUUUCUUACCACGUUUCCUUCAACAUCUUCGUCUUCCGCCUCCGCGGCAGGUCAUCGACACCAGCACCUUCACAAAUCAGAAGGCCCGUUCAAGUGCACAUUCCCUUCGUGCCCGAAAUCGUUCAUGUACAAGCAAGUCCGCGACGAGCACGUCGCGACCCACCACAACGGCAAUAAGAUGUACUGCCAUAUCUGCCACACGUUCCUGAACGGCGAAGGCUCGAAUUUCAAGAGGCACAUGGCCACGCACAGGCCCAAGCAUCAACACACGCUGUGCAAAUACCACGGGCUGGGCUGUAAGAGGCGAUUUCCCAGGCUGGACAACCUGAGGAGACACGAGGCGUGCUGUAAGUUUGGAAAAGGACUGAAAGCCAAAAGCAUGGACAGUGCCGACGGCCAACACCACCACCACAACCACCAUCAUCACCCUCACGCUUGA
Messenger RNA from Fonsecaea nubica, 1659 nucleotides. RefSeq lists its product as hypothetical. The transcript has a single exon. Gene Ontology annotation, cellular component: nucleus. Gene Ontology annotation, biological process: regulation of transcription by RNA polymerase II. The coding region runs from base 1 to 1659 and encodes 552 amino acids. Gene Ontology annotation, molecular function: transcription coregulator activity. The record is from RefSeq and is a predicted model, not a curated record. NCBI's taxonomy places the organism in Eukaryota, Fungi, Ascomycota, Eurotiomycetes, Chaetothyriales, Herpotrichiellaceae.